Molecule: messenger RNA, 4429 nt
Organism: Frieseomelitta varia
Lineage: Eukaryota; Metazoa; Arthropoda; Insecta; Hymenoptera; Apidae
Gene: Fic
Product: protein adenylyltransferase Fic
Exons: 3
Coding region: 212-1687 (491 amino acids)
Molecular function (GO): protein binding
Source: RefSeq, a predicted model, not a curated record
GCGAAAGGAAGAGAGAGAGAGAAUCGAUUGCUCACGAUGAAAACUAGACCAAUCGAAUACCACCACAUGUUCGAGAUGUCGAACAAAGCGGCGCGUUGUUUUGUCCGUAGUGUGGAACGGGGAGUGAAGCGAGCUGGCAAAAAUUUAGGAUUAUGUUGCGAUCCACUGUCAGUCGAAAGAAACAUUUAGUUCGGUAUCUCGUGAGAGUACGAUGCUGGUGUUACGUGAGAAGUAUUACUACAUGUUCUACGAUGAGAAGCUUGGAUACGUAAAAGGUAGAACUGACAGGGAGGAUGCGAACAUCGCUAUGACGGCGAAUCGUAUAGUCGUGCUUCUCGUCUUCGUGUCGGGAAUUGCGGUUGCUGUCAUUGGAACGUUAUUGUCUCAGUACAUUCGUGGUUCUCUGAAACAUUUAUCAGUUCUUUCAGAUCAUGAUUAUCGUCAUGUAUUCAUACCACUCCCGACGGAAGGUGAGUUGAACGUAUACGACGAAGGUACUCUGGAUGUUGCACUGCCAAGGUCCCAGCUGCAGCGUCAAUUGGAAAUUGAGAACAGCGCGACGUCCAUUGCGGAGGCUUUAACCUCGUUACACCUGGCGCUGGAGAUGAAAUUGUCGGGCAAACAGAAGAAAGCGAUCAAGUUGUUUCAACACGCUGUAGCUUUAGCGCCCCGUCACCCAGACAUCCUGAAUCAUUACGGCGAGUUUUUGGAGCACACGCAGAACGACGUUAUCAAAGCGAACGAGUACUAUGUGCGAGCGUUGAGCUUUCAACCGAACCACGAAGGUGCGUUGAUAAAUAGUCAGAGAACAGCCCGAGUGGUCGAGGAGUUGGAUCGAAGAAUGCUGCGUCGCAUAGACGAGAAACGAAACGCACUGUCCGCGAUACCUGAUAACAACGCCGCAUUGAUACGCGCGAAAAAGGAGGCUUACUUUCAACAUAUAUAUCACACGGUUGGCAUCGAGGGAAACACGAUGAAUUUGGCUCAAACCAGGGCGAUCGUUGAAACCCGUACUGCGGUUGCUGGUAAAAGCAUCGACGAGCACAAUGAGAUCCUUGGCUUAGACGCCGCGAUGAAAUAUAUCAACGCGACUCUGGUCAAUAGAGUUGGAUCAAUCUCUAUCAAGGACAUUUUAGAGAUUCACAUGCGCGUUCUAGGACACGUGGAUCCCGUUCAAGGUGGUCAAUUCCGACGUACUCAGGUGUACGUUGGUGGUCACGUACCUCCCGGUCCUGGAGAUAUUCAUUAUCUCAUGGAAGAAUUCGCAUUAUGGUUAAACAGCGAGAGAGCUAUUCGAAUGCAUCCAGUCAGAUAUGCAGCUCUAGCGCAUUAUAAACUGGUGCAUAUACAUCCGUUUUCCGAUGGAAAUGGUAGAACAUCUCGCUUGCUCAUGAAUAUGAUCCUUAUGCAAGCUGGUUAUCCGCCGGUUAUUAUUCACAAGCAGCAUCGGCACACGUAUUACGAAAAUCUUCAAAUAGCCAACACCGGUGACGUUCGGCCGUUCGUUCGGUUCAUAGCUGAAUGUACUGAACAAACGUUGGAUCUAUUUUUGUGGGCAACUAGCGAAUUCUCUAGACAGGUUCCCGCGCUUAGUCAAGACACUUUGUUCACCGAACGACGCGAUACCAUCAUUCUAGAGGAUGAUGUGACGACGGAUAGCGUUACGAACGCUUUUGACACUGGUUAAUAGCUAGUCCGUGAAUUUUUUGGAUUUCACGUUACGUGUUAACCGUUACGUAUUUCCUAAACCAAAGAUUUUUACUCGCUAAACCAUUUGCCUCUGUUCCGUCUAAUAGUGACGCUUCUUAUAUUUAAAUCGUAACUUCCGGUUCGCGAGCCUCCAAUUUUUUGCUUAGAAUUAUCGUCGUAUGUAUGUCGUCCUUUAUCAUUUCGAUUUGAUCCAACAAAUCGAACAUCCAGCCUGCUUCUAUUAUUUUGUUGUACACGAUCGCACACACAUAGCCUUUCGUUAAUUAAAUUGUUUUCCUUCUUGUGCAUGCGUUUAAUUUAAAAAAUUAAUCAUGCUAACUGUUAUCGACGCGAUUCCUUAUACGACGUGGUAUGCUUCCAUUUAUAAUUUCUGCUACCUUUUAUCGUAUGCGCCAAAACAGUCGACAUAGAGAACACGGCGAACAGUGUGAAACUGAAUCAAAGACUGUGAUGUAAUUUAAGAAUACGACAUAAGUUAAUAUUUAAUUAGGCGAAUUUUAAAUGUCAACAUCAAACGUAUUAUGAAAAUGUCGCGUAUAAAUGUAUGAUCAGAUGUGUAAUCGCUACUUGCUGGUCAAGUUACUUGCGAUAUGAUUUAAAUACACACGCUACUUUUAAUAAAUCCAUUAUUUUCUAUAUCGUUUCGUUCAUGUAUUCUUUUUUACCAUUUUCUAUGCGAGAAGAUAAUCUGUGGGGACGUGUUUGUCGGCAAACGAUAAACAAAGUUGCGCCAUUUUAUCAUCGACUAGCUUGAAAGCAAUUAGAUAUUGUUCAUUUAUCAAUCAAUUAUGGUCGUUCCGUUUGAUAUGCAUAUGACAAAGAGAAAAGAAAAAAAGAAAGUGAAAAACUAAGGCAAGACAGCGUAUCAUUUAUAUCAUUAUCUCGGUUCUCUCCUUUGUUCAUAGUUUUAUCGUUGACAAGCUUUUCACAAGUAAUAUCACCAUUGUAGCCCGAUAUGUUUUAUGGAUCGAACAAUGCAUCGAUCGUAACGAUGUUGCUCCCAUUAUCGUAUCGGUGUAUCCAGAGAUUCCAACUUGUGUCGCUAUUCGACUUCCCAAUACUGCGAUUAAUAAUAAUAAGGCCAGAAAAAGUAUUGAAUGCCUCGACUGCUACGAAACUUUAAUUUUUUACACGUCUAAUAAAACAUUGACGCUUCGUCGGCGAAAGAAACGAUACAGAGACAAUUCGCAUCGUUUUCAAGCGCGUUCGAUCGAAACACGUAUCACGAGUGAACAAAAUCUUUACGCUAAACGUGCAAAUCUCUCUCCUUCUUUUUUCAUUUCUUUUUUCUUCUUGUUUUUUUUUUUCCUUUUUAAUGCAAUAUAACGAUGUACUCCUUUUUUUUUUAUCUAUAUAAAUACAUUUCUAUAAAAAUCAUAUUUAGCCAACAACGUAAGUUGACGACCUAUCGAUUCUUCGCACAUUCGCUCUUCCUUCUUUAUCCUCUCGUUCGUUCAUUCGCUCGGUUACACACAUACAUACGCUUCCCCACUCGUGCACAUUCAUCCUCUCUUCGUUUCUGCUUGCCUGCUAUGUCGUGCUCGGCUCCAUUGCUCGGUCGGAUCGGUAGAGAUCGAGAUCGAUCGCGAGACCCGCCGGACAUUGUCGUUUUGGCAAGGAAAAAAAAGACACGCGCGUGCAUAGGUAUGUGUUUUACGAGGCAUGUCUGUGAGAAUUCGCUAUUCUCCGUUGAGUAUGAAGAAAAAUGAUGGAAACGAAAUCAAACGACGGCAAGUAAGAGAAAAAAUUGUUGCAUCGACUUUAACACUCUCGAGAUAAAAAAAAAUAAAUAAAAAAAAAAGGGGGGGAAAGGGAAAAAAAAGAGUAUUCAAAAAAGACCGGUGAAAUCAUGUGAACUCUAAAUCGAUGAUUUUCUUGGAAAUGUGAUAUGCAUUAUCGGGAUAAUCGUUGUAAUUCUUAAAUAAAUUGUAAUUCUUUUCAUUGAAACAGGGGCUAUCACGAUCUACCGAAGUUAUAUAACGUUGAAAAUAUGUACGCGUUUAACAAACAAACCACAACCCUAUUUUGAAUGAAAUUUACGCCGAACGUACAAACGUACAAACGUACAAAUAUACACAAGAUUCGAAUACGCGUAUGUAACUUCCUCCUUGUUAUUUAUUUCAAUUAUUUGGACGAAAGAAAAAGAGUUCUUUUAUAGACAUGUUCCUUUUAAAAUUCAAUCCAUCUGAGACUGGACUAAAGGUAUGACAAUAUAAAUUGGGCAAUCAACGUGAACCUUUAUUUGAAAAUAUCUCGACGAGGAAUGAGAAUCGAACGUUGAAGAAAGAAGAAAAGAUUCGAAAAGAUAUCCUGUAACCGCGUGUUUUUCAUCUCUGGACAAGUUAUGCAUAGAAGAGACACGCAGGCAAUUGUAUGGAUAUACACGUGCGUGCAAUUGAUUCGUUACGUUGUCGCUUCGUUUACUUUUAACCGUAUCUAUACGUAUACGCGUGUACGUUCGUCGAUUUUAUAGUCGCUUUAUCAGUGACGUCGAUAUAUCCGCGGAUUGAUCGUUCGACGAACGCAGCAGCUUUCGUUUAGCGACGUUUUGACGCCGUCGAGAAAAUUGCUGAGAAGGCAAGGGUUUCUCACGAAUGAAAUGAAGCGCGCGCUGAGCACUGUCGACCGGACGUACGUCGAUACGUGCUACGAUUCAGGUGCUGCGUGCACAAGUAGAAGAAACAAGCUAGCGAUCGGGAAAGAGGAGAGAGGCAGAAGG